This is a messenger RNA of Lucilia sericata (common green bottle fly), 1197 nucleotides long. RefSeq lists its product as uncharacterized. Lineage: Eukaryota; Metazoa; Arthropoda; Insecta; Diptera; Calliphoridae. Gene Ontology annotation, molecular function: DNA binding. The coding region runs from base 125 to 1015 and encodes 296 amino acids. The transcript has 3 exons. The record is from RefSeq and is a predicted model, not a curated record.
UGAUAAGUACUUUCAAUAGAGAAAAAACCAAGUACUUUACUUAGUACUAUUAGGAAGUUGUUUUUUGGAAAUAAAAAGUAUAAACAAAACAAUUAAAUUAUAACAAAUAAUUUGUAACAAUAAAAUGAGCAUCGAUGAAAAUUCAAAUGAUUCAAAUUGGAAUAUAAUACCUUUGAAAAAGGAAAACGAGAGUGAUGUAGAAAAGAUAAAACCAGUGGUUAAACCAAAGGAAAAUAGGAAAUUUUGUGAAAAAUGGCUGAGUUUAUUUUCACCAUGGCUGUCGCGGUGUGAAGAUGAUCCUAAUAGGCCAUAUUGCAGAGCAUGCCAGCGUCCGUUGGAUAAUAAUAGAUUUCGGCUGCAAAGGCACGAAAGAACUGCAAAACAUGCCAGAAAUCAGGAAAUUUUGCUAAACCAAGGCGAGGAUGCUGUCCGCUUACUUCUCACUAAAACUAGAAGGCGAUAUAUAAAAAAAGAGGCUCCUAUGAAAUUGUACCCAUUGGAUAUUGAACGCACUAGUUUCGAGAACGAAAUACCUUUUAAAAAGAUCAAGACUCAAAAGCUAUUAAGGACACCAACAGCAGUUAAAAAUGGAAACGAUUCAAAUUAUGUAUACCCAAAGCGAGAAUGUCAUGAUAUGAGCGAUUAUUAUUAUACUCCACAUAAUUCACGACCGCCUCCGCCUAAAAAGGACAGCUUCGAUAUGUUUUUCGAAGCGAUAAGUGCUACUGUGAAAAAUUUACCACCCAAACUAGCGGCUGAAGUCAAAAGUCGAGUUUCACAAGUUAUUGCCGAAUUUGAACUGCGAGCAAUUUGCGAGAAGGAGGCUCGAGAGAAAGCCCAACAGUCUGUUGUAGCUAUGGCUCCGCAAGUAGCAAAUGUAGUUACGAUAGAUCCAGUAAUUACUGCAGAGCCCAAUAGCGUUAAUGUAAGUACAGGAAAUCAGCAAACCACUCAUUGCACACCCACAGUGACCCAGUACGUCUACGCGUAUCAACAAAAAAAGGAAAUCAAUUAGUCCCAUACUCUUAAACAUACAAACAUCUAUGAAUGUAUAUUUUUAAGGAAUCAAGAACAUAUUUGCAUAAAGUGAUAAUCCAUUGCAAACCAGAUAGCACUUUGAUUUGGCAUCUCCAAUUUAAAUUUUAAUAAAGUUAUUAUGUAUUUCAUCUAAAAAUUGUAAUAAAAAAAUAAAUAUGA